Andrographis paniculata is the source of this 3157-nucleotide messenger RNA. RefSeq names its product vacuolar-sorting protein BRO1. Gene Ontology annotation, biological process: protein transport to vacuole involved in ubiquitin-dependent protein catabolic process via the multivesicular body sorting pathway. The coding region runs from base 167 to 2782 and encodes 871 amino acids. The transcript has 10 exons. Gene Ontology annotation, cellular component: endosome. NCBI's taxonomy places the organism in Eukaryota, Viridiplantae, Streptophyta, Magnoliopsida, Lamiales, Acanthaceae. Gene Ontology annotation, molecular function: protein binding. The record is from RefSeq and is a predicted model, not a curated record.
UAUCAAAUUGCCCCGCCGGUCUAUCUGUUCUAUUCUUUGCCCCUUUCUUUCCAAUUAAGCAUCGGCGGAAAGAUCGAAUUGAUAGGAGAAAAUAAAACGAGUAAAAAAUCCUCAAAUCGCAGCGACGACCGGCAUUCGAUCGACAGCUGGUGGUUCGAUCUCCGGCAUGGCGUCGCCGUCUUCGACAACAACCACGAACAUCAUGCUGGCGAUUUACGAGAAGAAGACUAACUCCCUCGACCUCUACCGGCCACUGCGGAACUACAUCGUGAUCAAUUACUCGGAGCGCGAGGCGCAGAAUUUGGAGGAUGAUCUCCAGACUUUGAAACAGCUCCGCUCCGAUGUGGAGAAGGGCGGGGGCUCCGAUUCGCUGGCCGCUCGGCGCGAUCUUCUGCAGAAUUACUAUAAAGCCCUUUGCGCGGUUGAGUCAAGGUUUCCCAUCUCCGCGGAUGCGGAUCACGUCAAUACGGUGUCGUUCACUUGGUAUGACGCGUUUAAGAAUAAGCAGAAAGCUUCUCAACAAAACAUACAUCUAGAGAAAGCUGCGGUCUUGUUCAAUUUGGGGGCAACGCAUAGUCAGAUGGGAUUAGGUUUUGAUCGAUCUGCAGUGGAAGGAAGGAGACAGGCUUCGCAUUCAUUUAUAGCUGCUGCUGGGGCAUUUGCAUUUCUGAGGGAUAAUGAGGCCAUGAAGGCGUCAGUGGGAAGCUCAACCACAUUGGAUGUGUCUGUAGAGUGUGUAGGGAUGUUGGAGAGGCUGAUGUUAGCUCAGGCUCAAGAAUGUGUGUAUGAGAAUACUAUAGCCAAGGGGAGCAGUCCCGGAGUCUGCGCAAAGAUUUCAAGACAGGUUGGCCUAUUUUAUGAGGAAGCCUUGGCUGCAUUGACUGUAGCCCCGUUGAACCAGCAUUUUGAAAAGGGCUGGAUUGCUCAUGUUCAGCUAAAGGCAGCUUUGUUUUAUGCAGAGGCUUGCUAUAGAUAUAGUUUAGAACUGCAUGAUAAGGAGGAGAUUGCUGAAGAAAUAGCACGUCUAAAGAGUGGGAUUAAUGCUUUGUCUGAUGCAAAGAAAUCAUCUCCCAGGGGGGCAGCCCAGCAGCUGUUGGAUGCAAUUAAUAAAUUAGAAGCUAACUUAAAUCGUAACUUGGAGAGGGCAACAAAGGAGAAUGAUAGAGUGUACUUGAUGAGGGUUCCUCCUGCUAGUUCUUUGCCUCCCCUUCCUUCAUUUUCCAUGGUUAAGCCUAUGCCAAUGAAUGAAGUGUUGGAUGCUAGCAGGCAGAAGAUGUUUUCAUCUCUUGUUCCUGAUAGUAGUGCAAAAUCACUUUCGAAGUAUACUGAAAUGCUUGAUGAUAUCAUCAGGACCCAAGCUGAGAAAUUGCAGCAAGGAAGUGAACUAGCUCGAGUGAGACUGAAGGAGAUGGAUCUACCUGAUUCAAUUCUUGCUUUGGAAGGGAAUUUUACCUUGCCAACAGCAUUAAAAGAAGAAGUGGAGGCUGUGCAGAUUUGUGGUGGCCCAGCUGGUUUGGAAGGGGAGCUUCAGCAGCUGAAAGACUUAAGGAGGGUAAACCAUGAGAUGCUAUUGCAGAUAGAGGAACAAUUGCAGAAAGAGGCAACUGAGGAUGUGCAGUUCAGAAACCAAUUUGGAACUCGGUGGACCAGGCCACAAUCCAGUACCUUAACAAAGAACUUGCAGGACAGGUUAAAUAGGUUUGCAGCAAAUUUGAAGCAGGCUUCAGAUAGUGAUGCUAGAAUUGAGAGAUCUCUAAGAGAAAAUUCAUCACUAUUGUCCAUUCUCGACUGCCGCCCAAUCGAAACUGCUCUGCCAACUCUGGCCAAGCCCAUAAUGUCCCUGGAUGCAAAUGAAGAUGCUGUGGUUGGAGCCCUGAAGCAGAGCUUGAGGCAAUUGGAGAUUCUUGGUGCUCAGAGAGCCAGCCUUGAGGACAUGCUUAAAGAGAUGAAGAGGAAGGAUGAUAUUCUGCCAAAGUUGAUGACUUUUGCUGGCUCCCAUGAAGAUCUUUUUAGAAAGGAAAUAUCGAAGUAUGACAGCAUUUGUCAUGAUAUUGCCCAAAAUCUUGAAGCUCAAGAACAGCUAUUAAUGCAAAUUCAGGCCCAAAAUGAUGAGUUUGCUGCUAUCUUUAACCUUGAAGAUUAUAAAGCAUCUCGUGAAAAGGGCUACAGGCAAAUUGAAGCUGCGAUAGCAAAGUAUCGAGAAAUCAAGGAUAAUAUCAAUGAAGGACUCAAGUUUUAUGUUACCCUUCAGGAUGCUAUCAAUAUUGUGAAGCAGCAGUGCAGCGAUUUUGUGAUGACAAGAAACAUCCAGUGCCGGGAGAUGAUUGACGACGUCCAAAGGCAACUAUCAGGUCUCAGUUUCCAGGAUGGCAAAACCACUGCUUCUAGCUACUCGUUUUCUUCUACCGGCCCGCCUCAUCCACCUCAAAGAUCCAAUUCCCAACAACUGGACCAAGCCAGCAUUCCGCCAAACUCUCAUCAUCCUACCCCUACUUACCAGCCCCCUCAGCAGCCACCAAUGCCGGCCUAUUCCCAACCUCCUCCUUACAGCAACCAGCAACAACCGCCACCGCCCUAUCACACUCCUGUUUCGGCUGCCUACCCACCUCCUCAGCACCAGCAGCCUCCAGUGAGCCAUGAAUAUGGACAGCCCGCGUAUCCUGGUUGGAGAGGUCCGUACUACAACGCACCUCCGCAGCAACCUGGGCAAAUGCCACGACCUCCUUACACGGCUCAACCGCCUUAUCUGCCUCCUAACCAGAGUGGUUACUACAGACAGUGAAAAUUCCAGUAAUGAUUGCAUUCGCAGUUGCUUUGGUUUUAAAAUUGUUUGCAGUCGAGUGUUCUUUACAGUAGCUGGUGCUACAUUGUUUUAGUUUGGGUAAUGUGAUAUGUGAAGGUGCACUACUCUCCGUUAGGCCAAUACUUAGCAUAUAUAUGUACAUGUUGCUAUUUCCUCUCAAGUUUUUCCCAAUGCUCAAUCGAUAUGAUACUGUGAAAAUGCUCGGAGUCUCGGAGUUGGGUUUCCAUUCUUGUCGGGAUCUGGCUGUUUAUGUAGACAGACCAGUUCGUAUUGAAAGUUAUUGUGUUAUUGAACUGCUGUAUAAACCUCAUAACAAUAAGUGUUUUGCUUUCCAUUGUGGUUUCUACAUUAUUA